This is a messenger RNA of Sitophilus oryzae (rice weevil), 1869 nucleotides long. It is a transcript of the gene eIF4B, whose product is annotated as eukaryotic translation initiation factor 4B. Bases 70 to 1611 code for a protein of 513 amino acids. The record is from RefSeq and is a predicted model, not a curated record. Gene Ontology annotation, molecular function: RNA binding. The transcript is spliced from 10 exons. Lineage: Eukaryota; Metazoa; Arthropoda; Insecta; Coleoptera; Curculionidae.
GUCGACGUCUUCACUGUUUUGACUGUUCUGACAACGUCAAAAUUUUGUUCAUUUUCUUUUCCGUGAAAUAUGGCUUCAGGUAAAAAAGGGAAGAAAACUAAAGGGAAGACCCUUGCAUUGACUGAUUUCUUGCAAGAAACAACAGGAAGCUUACCGACACAACCAAUUAGGAAAUCUACUACAAGCUGGGCUGACGAAAUUGAUGAUUAUGAUGGAUUCGACGAGAAAAUUAUCAAUGUGGUGUUGCCGACUGCGCCCAAGGCUUCCAGAGACUAUGACGAUAUCGCCGACAAAGUGCCGAAAGAUCCGCCGUUUAUUGCGUACCUAUCAAACUUGCCUUACGACAUAGAUGAAGAAGAGAUAUCAUUGUUUUUUAAAAAUAUGAGGAUAGCUAAUAUGAGAAUUCCAAAAAGUGAUCGGCUUGGGGACACUCCCAAGCUUAAGGGUUAUGGAUAUGUUGAGUUUGAAGAUAGGGAGAGCCUGAUGAGUGCACUAAUUAUUCCAGAUACAACGUUAAAGAAUCGGCGGAUAAGAAUAGAGAUAGCGGAAAACGCGGAAAAUGACAGACGUAGAGGUGGGCGAAUGGGGAUCAGCGAUCGUAUGGGAAGUGCAGACACCGGCGGCGAUUGGCGGUCAAGCAACAGACCUGAGCCCAGCGGCGACGACCGAAGGGGUGGUUUUACAAGAGACAAUAUGAGAAAUGGUAGCAGGGAUUAUGGUGGUUUUAAAGAACGCGAAGGCGGAUUCUCAAGGGAAAGAGACAGCGUCAUCACUAGAAACAGAGACCAACCGCAACAGGAGGAACGGUUCGGCGGCGGCAGCGGUGGCUCGUGGCGUGACGCCAGAGCGGACAGGGACGGCGACAGCCGGGGCUUCUCGAGGCCCAACUUCCGGGAGGACAGAGAGGAGAGGAGGGACGGAGACAACCGCGGUUUUUCCAGGUCGAACUUUAGAGAAGACAGAGAGGAGAAACGGGGGAGCGGCUUCAGGCGGUUCGACGACAGAGACCGGGACGACCGGAACGGUUAUAAUAGGAAUAGGGGCGAUAGAGGGGACAGGGGGGAGGACAGGAACCAGGAACAGAGUGAUGCCUCCGACUCUGGCAGAUCCGCGUCGACGGCGGUGCGGCCGAAGCUGCAGCUGGCCCCCCGCACCAAGCCGCUGGAGCAGCAGGCGGCCGGAUCAGCCUCCAUAUUCGGCAGCGCCAAACCUGUGGACACGUCGGAAAGGGACAGGCAGAUCGAGGAAAAGCUGUUGCGCGUGCAGGAGGAACGGCUGAGAGAUAAAGGCUCGGAGGAGAGCGGGGAGAGGAGGCCGUUCGAUCGUAGCCGGCCUUUGAUCCGAAGAAAUGAUGUAGACAAAGAAGCAGUUAAAGAACGCGACGUUACGCCAGAGGAAAAAAGCGGCGAUGACAAUCGCAGUGGAGCGAACUCCAGAAGCGAACACAGAUCUCCAGACGACAAACAGAAGGUCGAAAAGGUGGACAGACCAAAACGUGAUGAAAAAAGGGACCGACCGGAGAAAGAGAUGCCCAAAAUGCAAGAGCCCGAGCCCCCAAAUUUCCAGGCGAGCAACAAGUUCGCCGUUCUACCCGACGACGAAGGUUUCUAGCGAUUUCUAUCCUGUAUUAUUGUAUCGUUUGUACCAUAAUAUAUGUAUAUCAAAAACUUAAAAAAAUUGAUGAAUCAGCUGAAUCAGAGUUAAUAAGAGUAAGCAAAUAAAGAAAUCGCUCUCCACACCCACUUUACAUAUUUAUUAAUUUAGAAUAUUAUAUUAUUUGUUUAAAUCAAAUAAAAACUUUGUGUAUACUUCUUUUUUGUUAAACUUUUAAUAUUUGUAAUUGUUUAAAAGUACAUAUUUAUUUCGGUA